Messenger RNA from Telopea speciosissima, 4294 nucleotides. Its product is annotated as zinc finger protein BRUTUS-like. Lineage: Eukaryota; Viridiplantae; Streptophyta; Magnoliopsida; Proteales; Proteaceae. Gene Ontology annotation, cellular component: nucleus. The record is from RefSeq and is a predicted model, not a curated record. The coding region runs from base 212 to 3937 and encodes 1241 amino acids. Gene Ontology annotation, molecular function: ubiquitin protein ligase activity; zinc ion binding. The transcript has 14 exons. Gene Ontology annotation, biological process: protein ubiquitination; ubiquitin-dependent protein catabolic process.
AGUAAAAAAUUUCGUAUUCUGUGUGUGUCUAUCCUUCGCUCCUUCGUUCCCCCCGUUCCGUUUCUCGUUGAACGUAAACGAAGAACGUGGACGGAAAUAGAUUGAAGAGAAGACAGAUGAGAUUAAUGAUUCUGUAAAAUCUAGGGUUUUGGAUGUCUUCUUCUGCAAUUCGGAUUUGGUUUUUCAUUUGUGGUUGAAUUUAUGUUCGUUAAUGGCGACUCCGUUGACAACGGGUCUUCAACGCAGAGAUGGAGGUCUAGCUAUAAUGACCGGACUUGUAAAUCCGGUGGAUCCUUCUUCUUCUAAACCUUGCUUGAAGAAUUGUGCUCAGAAAUCUCCAAUCCUUAUCUUUCUCUUCUUCCAUAAAGCAAUCCGGUCAGAACUCGAUGGGCUGCACCGAGCUGCUAUGGCGUUUGCAACUGACCAGGACGGUGACAUCGGACAGUUGUUCGAGCGUUGUCACUUUCUUCGGGCAAUCUAUAAGCAUCACUGCAAUGCCGAAGAUGAGGUCAUUUUUCCGGCUCUUGAUAUACGUGUGAAGAAUGUAGCACGGACAUACUCCCUUGAGCACAAGGGAGAAAGCGAUCUUUUUGAUCAGUUGUUUGAGCUGCUAAGUUCGAAGUCAAAAAAUGAUGAAAGCUUUUGGGGAGAGUUAGCCUGUUGCACAAGAGCCCUUCAAACAUCAGUUAGUCAGCACAUGUCAAAGGAAGAGGAGCAGGUCUUCCCCUUGCUCAUUGAGAAGUUCUCAUUUGAGGAGCAGGCUUCAUUAGUCUGGCAAUUUUUGUGCAGUAUCCCUGUGAAUAUGAUGGCAGAAUUCCUUCCCUGGCUUUCAUUUUCCAUUUCAUCCGAUGAGCAUCAAAAUAUGCUGAAGUGCUUGUGCAAGAUAGUCCCAGAAGAGAAGCUUCUGCAACAAGUUAUAUUUACAUGGAUGGAAGGGAAAAAGGUGUCCGGUAUUCAUAAAAACUGUGAAGAUGAUUCUCAGCUUCAGCGUUCUGUAGAUUCUGAGGUAGGCAUAUCAAUUGAUCAGACUGAGCAAGGAUCCUGUGCAUGUGGAUCUUCCAAGAUUGGGAAAAGAAAAUAUUUGGAUUCAAACAGUGAAGUUACUGAUUCUACUGAUGUCCAUCCAAUAAAUGAAAUAUUGCUUUGGCAUAAUGCUAUAAAAAAAGAGUUAAAUGAUAUAGCAGAGGAGGCUAGGAAGAUACAACUUUUUGGAGAUUUUUCUGAUCUAUCAGCUUUCAAUGAGAGGCUGCAAUUUAUUGCUGAAGUUUGCAUCUUUCAUAGUAUUGCUGAGGACAAGGUUAUAUUCCCUGCGGUGGAUGGAGAACUCUCUUUUGCUCAGGAGCACGCUGAAGAAGCAAGUCAGUUUAAUAAGUUUAGGUGUUUGAUAGAAAGCAUACAAAGUGCUGGUGCCACCUCAACUUCAGCCGAGUUCUACACAAAGCUGUGUGCACAUGCUGAUCACAUAAUGGAUACCAUACAAAAGCACUUCUACAAUGAGGAAGUACAGGUCAUUCCACUUGCUCGAAAGCAUUAUAGCCCCCAAAAGCAGAGAGAGCUUAUGUACCAGAGUCUCUGUGUGAUGCCCUUGAAAUUGGUAGAGUGCAUCUUACCAUGGCUUGUAGGAUCGCUAAGUGAAGUGGAAGCAAGAUCAUUUCUUCGAAAUAUGCAUUUGGCAGCACCGGCAUCUGAUACAGCAUUGGUAACACUUUUCUCUGGUUGGGCAUGCAAGGGUCGUUCAGAGGAUGUUUGUCUGUAUUCAAGUGCAAUUGGUUGCUGUCCUGGAAAAAAGUUCACUGAAACUGAAGAAGACCUCAGUCAGCCAUGCUGUGCAUGUGCCUCUACAUUUUCUACCAAGGGGGAACCAGUAUUGAAUCGCUCAGAUGAUGACCAGAGACCUGUUAAACGUGGCAAUUUCUCAGGAUCAUGCAAAAAUAAUGAAAUUGUAAAUAACCGUAAACCAUCUGGUUGUAAUCAGGCUUGUUGUGUCCCUGGUUUGGGAGUUACCAAUGGCAACCGGGGAGUAAGUUCUCUUACAGCAACGAAGUCUAGGCUUUCCUUGUCUGGCAGUCCUGCUCCAUCUCUUAAUUCCAGUCUUUUUGUUUGGGAAACAGAUAAUAACUCUUCUGAUAUUGCUUACACAUCACGACCUAUUGAUAACAUUUUCAAAUUUCAUAAAGCUAUUCUCAAGGAUUUGGAAUAUUUAGAUGUUGAAUCUGGCAAGCUUAAUGGUUGCAAUGAGACAUUUCUUCGGCAAUUUAGUGGAAGAUUUCGUUUACUGUGGGGUCUUUACAGAGCUCAUAGCAAUGCUGAGGAUGAGAUAGUCUUCCCAGCUUUGGAAUCCAAAGAGGCUCUACAUAAUGUGAGUCACUCGUAUACACUGGACCACAAACAGGAAGAAAAACUGUUUGAGGAUAUCUCAUCAGUUCUUUCUGAGCUUUCACAGCUUCAUGAAUCCUUGAGCAGGACCAAUAUAUCUGAGGAUUCAAGUAGAAGGAACUCUGAUUCUUCUGCUGAUCUGGGUUCUGAUUUUAUUCGAAAACACAAUGAGCUUGCAAGGAAGCUUCAAGGCAUGUGCAAAUCCAUAAGAGUUUCACUGGACCAACAUGUUUUUAGGGAAGAACUUGAGCUAUGGCCAUUGUUUGACAGGCACUUUUCUGUGGAGGAACAGGAAAAAAUUGUUGGCCGCAUUAUUGGAACUACAGGUGCAGAGGUGCUCCAGUCAAUGUUACCGUGGGUAACUUCAGCACUUAAUCAAGAAGAGCAGAAUAAAAUGAUGGACACUUGGAAGCAGGCAACAAAAAACACAAUGUUCAGUGAGUGGCUUAAUGAAUGGUGGGAAGGAACUCCUGUGGCAUCUCAGCUGAAAGAAAAAUCGGAGAUUAGCAUUUCUCAACAAGGCGCUGAUAUGCAAGAAAGCUUUGACCGGAGUGAUCAGAUGUUCAAGCCUGGAUGGAAAGAUAUUUUUCGGAUGAAUCAAAGUGAACUCGAGGCAGAGAUAAGGAAGGUUUCUCGAGACUCGACGCUUGAUCCAAGGAGGAAAGCGUAUCUUAUUCAAAACCUUAUGACUAGUCGAUGGAUAGCAGCUCAGCAGAAGUUACCUCAAACAAGAACAGGGGAAGGUCUGAAUGGUGAAGAUGUGCCUGGAUGCUCAUCAUCAUUUCGGGAUCCAGAGAAACAAGUUUUUGGGUGUGAGCAUUACAAAAGAAACUGCAAACUCCUCGCUGCUUGCUGCGGAAAGUUAUUUACAUGCAGAUUCUGCCAUGAUAAAGUCAGUGAUCAUUCAAUGGAUAGGAAAGCAACAUCAGAAAUGAUGUGUAUGUGCUGCCUGAAGAUUCAGCCAGUUGGAGCAAUUUGCUCAACGCCAUCCUGCAAUGGACUUUCAAUGGCAAAACACUAUUGCAAUAUCUGCAAACUUUUUGAUGAUGAAAGGACAGUAUACCAUUGCCCCUUUUGCAAUUUAUGCCGUGUUGGGAAGGGACUUGGCAUCGACUUCUUUCAUUGCAUGACAUGCAAUUGUUGCUUGGGGAUGUCGUUAGUGGACCACAAGUGUCGAGAGAAAGGUCUGGAAACAAACUGCCCCAUCUGCUGUGAUUUUUUAUUCACAUCAAGGGAAACAGUCAGAGCUCUUCCAUGUGGCCACUUCAUGCAUUCAGCUUGCUUCAAGGCGUAUACUUGCAGUCACUACACUUGUCCGAUAUGUAGCAAGUCUUUGGGGGAUAUGGCGGUUUAUUUUGGCAUGCUUGAUGCUUUGUUGGCUGCCGAAGAGCUUCCAGAAGAAUACAAAGAUCAUUGUCAGGAUAUUCUGUGUAAUGACUGUGGUAAAAAGGGUACAUCACACUUUCACUGGUUGUAUCAUAAGUGUGGAUUUUGUGGAUCAUACAACACCCGCGUAAUCAAAAGCGAUUCAGCAAAUUCCAACUGCUCAACAUCAAAUUAGUGUGUGGAUCUGGGCUGAAUGGUUUACGUGGUUUUCUCAGAGGUUGUUUGAGGUGUGUAAAUAUUCUUACCACCACCAGCAACAUGGCUGAGUUUUGUAAAGUUCGUUACACUUAACACAGUCAAAUUAUUUUUUUCCCCUCAUGUUUAGCAAAGCUACCAGGAGCCAUAUCACCUGAGGUAGUUUUAUUUCUGUUUUAGUUUCAUGUAAAAAUGAAGCUGGUAGGAAUCACAAUCAAAAAACCAUGGCAUUUACGCCAGGCAAUUGAUUCAUAUAGCUUCUGAUUCAAUUUGCUUUUAAUUCCAACCAUGGUGGGAUUUAUAUGUUCCACACUUAUGCCAUGUAUGCUUUGAUUCA